This is a messenger RNA of Microplitis mediator, 645 nucleotides long. RefSeq names its product circumsporozoite protein-like. The record is from RefSeq and is a predicted model, not a curated record. The coding region runs from base 1 to 645 and encodes 214 amino acids. The transcript is spliced from 3 exons. Lineage: Eukaryota; Metazoa; Arthropoda; Insecta; Hymenoptera; Braconidae.
AUGUGGGUACUUAAACUACUAGAAAUUGUCUGGGGACGUUCAAUUGAAAUUGUCAAUAAUGAUGAUAAUGGGAAUGUUCAUAUAGUAAUUAAAGAUGGAAUAAUUGUAAACUUGGAAAAGCUUGAAAAUCCUACUGCGACUACUGAAAAUAAUUAUGAAGUAAUAACUAAUACGGAAAGUGAUGAAAAUCCUACUGCGAAUACUGAAAAUAAUUAUGAAGUAAUAACUAAUACGGAAAGUGAUGAAAAUCCUACUGCGAAUACUGAAAAUAAUUAUGAAGUAAUAACUAAUACGGAAAGUGAUGAAAAUCCCACUGCGACUACUGAAAAUAACUGGGAAGUAAUAACUAAUACGGAAAGUGAUGAAAAUCCCACUGCGAAUACUGAAAAUAACUGGGAAGUAAUAACUAAUACGGAAAGUGAUGAAAAUCCCACUGCGAAUACUGAAAAUAAUGAUAAAGUAAAAACUAAUACAAAAAAUUACGAAACUACAACUUAUGAUGAUUCGAGUAUUUUAUAUCCUGAUGGAAGUGUUAAGCCGGGAUAUUAUUCACUAAGCAGAGAUGAACCGUUCCCCGAAUAUUUCCUUCCAUGCCAUCAAAUGCAGUAUAUGUUUGAAGAUCGCAUUGAUUUAGAUUGUCAUUAA